This is a messenger RNA of Suillus bovinus, 1265 nucleotides long. RefSeq names its product kinase-like protein. Gene Ontology annotation, biological process: peptidyl-serine phosphorylation; signal transduction. The record is from RefSeq and is a predicted model, not a curated record. The coding region runs from base 179 to 1132 and encodes 317 amino acids. The transcript has 4 exons. Lineage: Eukaryota; Fungi; Basidiomycota; Agaricomycetes; Boletales; Suillaceae. Gene Ontology annotation, cellular component: cytoplasm; nucleus. Gene Ontology annotation, molecular function: protein serine/threonine kinase activity; ATP binding.
GACGUCCUGGAGGCCUGGGAUCCGCCUAGUCGACCUCAGGACAAGUCACCCUACCUUGGUGAUAGACGGAUUGCAAGCUCUACCGGUAAAGCUGCAAAACACCUCGCUUGUUCAUUGUCCUUUACCGCCUCGGAAUCAACCUCCUAUCGGCUACACAUUGCCAUCGCGCGUCUGUGGCAUGUAUCAGAUGACAAAAUUGUUUGGAACUGGAAGCUCUGGAUAUGUUACGAGUGCUUUUCACGUCCUCACUGGCUCAGAAGUCGUACUCAAAUUGGGGACUGCAUCGGAAGACAUGCCAGACAUGCCUUGCGUAGUACGUUACGAAGCUCUUGUGUAUAGCCUCCUGCGUGGCCACCCAGGCAUUCCAUCGUGUAAAUGGAGUGGCCUGGAUCGAGGAUCAUAUGUUUUGAGUCUGGAACAACUAGGCGUGAAUCUCGAACAGCUCCGCAGACUGUCGAGGGGAAAGCUUUCUUGGAAGACUGUAGUUAUGCUUGGAGUCCAAAUGUUCAACAGAGUCGAAUUCGCCUAUUCGCGAGGAAUCAUUCUACGGGACAUCAAGCCGGACAAUUUCGUGAUGGGCGUCGGGGAAAAGUCUCACAUCGUCUAUCUAUUGGACUUUGGCUUGGCUAAGCUUUACGUCAACCCAUCCACAGGAGAACAUAUACCAUACCGUGAAGGUCGCGUUCCAUUGGGGACCAUGCCAUUUUCGAGCUACAAUGUGCAUUUCGGACGAGAACAAGGACGGCGAGAUGAUCUUGAAACAUUGGGGUACGUCCUACUGUAUCUCUUACAUGGCACUCUUCCCUGGCAAGAAAUCUACGCACCAAGCAAAGAGGCCGGUUUGCGUCGAAUGGCAGAGAUGAAAGCUGGGUCGACAGCAUUUCGUGAUCUGCUCGCGCAUUCUCCUGCUGAGUUCACGACGUACUUCGAUCACUGCCGUGGUUUGAAGUUCGAGGAAAAGCCGAACUACGCGUUGUUGAGACAAUUGUUUAGCCAGAUAAUAGAGAGGGAGGGGUGGACAGGAGAUACGAGGUUUGAUCCACUGGAGAGAAGUUCCGACAAAGGUACACUAGUACCAGAAGAGUAUAAAUUAGAUGUCCGGUUCAUAGGGGGUGAUUUGACCACGCUAUGAUUCCUCGCUAUCUUUGGCGGAAGAAGAUACUCUCGAGCCUGAAGGUAAUCGCUCGGUAAUCGCUUUGUAGAAGUGAUAGCGAAAGACUCAAAUUCCGCUGUUUUCAACCAAGGCCUUGAAGCUAAGUAAGAUU